This is a messenger RNA of Aspergillus oryzae RIB40, 1413 nucleotides long. Its product is annotated as MFS transporter. NCBI's taxonomy places the organism in Eukaryota, Fungi, Ascomycota, Eurotiomycetes, Eurotiales, Aspergillaceae. The record is from RefSeq and is a predicted model, not a curated record. Gene Ontology annotation, molecular function: transmembrane transporter activity. The coding region runs from base 1 to 1413 and encodes 470 amino acids. Gene Ontology annotation, biological process: transmembrane transport. The transcript is spliced from 5 exons.
AUGGCCGACGACGAAAGCACCAUAAAACGAGAGGAUCGUACGACAAACGACAUCACCGAAGAUGGACUUGUCACCUGGGACGGACCCAACGAUCCAGAAAACCCGAAGAAUUGGGCUACCCAUCGAAAAUGGCUGGCAGUUAUCUCAAUUUCAGGCUUUGUCCUAAUGAGCCCGCUUCCAACCACUAUUGUCGCUCCUGCUUUAGACAUUAUUACGGAAGAGCUCAAUAUCACAGCUACUGUUCUGAAACCUAUGAUUCUGUCAAUCUUCCUACUGGGAUACGCUAUUGGGCCCAUGUUCAUUAGUCCUUUGUCGGAGAUUUGGGGCCGAACAGUGGUGCUGCAGACUUUCAACUUCCUGUUUCUGGUCUUCAACUCGGCGUGCGGUGUGGCGAGGACUAUUGAGCAACUACUUGUUUUUAGGUUCUUUGCUGGCUUGUUUGGGAGUUGUACUGUUGGUAUUGGAGCUGGAACUCUCGGAGACUUGUUCAAUGCCAGUGAGCGUGGUAAGGCCAUGGCAAUCUACAGUAUAUUCCCUCUCGUCGGCCAAGUCCUGGGUCCCAUUGCGGGAGGUUUUCUAUCUGAGCGCGUUUCCUGGCGUUGGGCAUUUUACGUGACCUCUAUAGUAGACGGCUGUGUUCAACUCUUCGGUCUUUUCUUUCUCGACGAGUCAUACACGCCGGUUCUGCUACGCAGGAAAAGAGAUCGACUCACAAAAGCUGGAGCCACAGGUCUUUAUACCGAACAUGACUUUCCAAACAGUUCCAAACUUGAUAUGAUGCGAACAACUAUGAUCCGUCCGAUUAAACUCCUCACAACGCAGCCUAUAAUACAGGUCAUGGCAAUAUACCAGGGCUACCUCUACGGUAACAUCUACAUUCUCUACGCCUCCAUCGCAGUUCUUUGGACAAGUCGCUACCACGAGCGACUAGACAUAGCCUCCCUUCACUACCUCGCACUGGGCCUCGGAACCGUCUUUGCAGCAGAAGUAGCAACACACAUCAACGACCGCAUAUUCCGUAUUCUGGCAAAACGAAACAAUGGAAAUGGUUUGCCUGAGUUCCGCAUACCUAUUAUGAUACCUGCUACUGUUAUCCUGGCUAUCGGUCUGUUCUGGUACGGCUGGAGCGCUGAAGCUCGCCUCUUUUGGCUCAUGCCUGACAUCGGCAUUGCACUGUUCGCGGCUGCCGCCUAUAUUUGCACUGUCUCAAACAACAUCUAUGUUGUCGAUACGUAUGGACGGUACUCGGCUAGUGCUCUUGCUGCGACCUCGAUGCUUAGAUGCUUGGCCGGAUUUGUAUUUCCGUUGUUUUCGCCUUAUGCAUAUGAGCGGUUAGGAUAUGGUUGGACAUCCAGCAUACUGGGAAUUGUGGUUGUGUACGAGCGUUCUAAACUCGAUUCGUUGCGCAACUAA